AUGGAUCUCUAUCCCCGCUUGUACCAGGAGAUCCGUGAAAAAGGCCUCAACUCUAUCAGCCACGAGUCGGACGAUGAUCUUCUCGACAUCCCGGAAGAGCCCCCAAGUUCAGACUCCAUUAUUGUGGUGAGCAAUUACCGCCCUGCUCAUGUCACCUGGAGCCAGCUCCCAGAGGUGCAGGAAGCAGGAAUUCUGGAUUCGAUAUCCCAAGAGGAACGCAAAAGGCAAGAGGCAAUUUUUGAGAUUGUGACUUCGGAGUAUUCCUACAUGAGGAGCCUGGAGAUCCUGGUCAACCACUUCUUGAAGUCCGAGGGACUGAAGGAGACCAUGACCCAGACGGACCACCACCACCUCUUCUCCAACAUCGGGGACAUCUUGGCGGUCAGCAAGAACUUUUUUGAGGACUUGGAAAAGAGGCACCAGGAGAACGUCCUGAUCCCAGACAUCAGCGACAUUGUGGCGGCUCACGCCAGCGACCAUUUCAAUCCGUACGUCAUCUAUUGCUCCAAUGAGGUCUACCAGCAGAGGACCCUUCAAAAGCUCUUAGCCACAAAUCCAGCCUUUAAGGAGACCUUGAAGCAGAUUGAGCAGAAACCAGAGUGUGGCAGCCUUCCUUUGAUCUCGUUUCUCAUCCUCCCCAUGCAGAGAGUGACCCGCUUGCCUCUGCUCCUCGAUACUGUUUGCCAGAAGACACAGAUGUACACUCCGGCUUACGAGGCUGCCACUCAAGCCCUGAAGGCCAUAAGUAAGCUUGUGAAGCAGUGCAAUGAAGGUGCCCACACCAUGGAGCGGACGGAGCAAAUGUGCACUUUGCAGAAGCAGCUGGCGUUUGGGAAAAUCAAGAACUUCCCAUUGAUUUCUGCAUCUCGGUGGCUGCUGAAAAGAGGGGAGCUCUCCUUGCUCCUGGCAGAAGAAGGAGGGAUUUUCCGGAAGGGCUUUGGACGUGGGGCCGGCUAUCUCUUCGUCUUCAACGACGUCCUGAUCAUCACCAAGAAAAAGAGCGAGGAGAGUUACACGGUCCUGAACUAUGCCAUGCUGGACCAAAUCUCGGUGGAGAAAAUGGAAAACCCAGAUGCUCCUUCAUCUCCGUCUGGGAAGCCCAGCUCGAGCGGCAUCUCCCGCAACGUCCACUUGUUCCGGGUCUCCAUGAACAGGGACAGCGAAGGCAAGCAAGAGACGAUUGUGUUGGCGGCAGAAACCCUAAGUGAUCGCGCCCGAUGGAUCAUGGCCCUGACACACAGGGAGGACAAGAAGACGAGCGCUGCAAACAAAGGAGAUCUCAAGCAAGUGGAGAUUACUCGGCCGUUCAUGGCUAAGCAGACGGAUGAGAUUUCCCUGCAGCAGGCGGAUGUUGUCUUGGUCCUGGCUGGAGAAGAGGGUUGGUACUUAGGGGAGCGUCUGCGGGACGGCGAGAAAGGCUGGUUUCCCCAAAGCUGUGCCCAAGAGAUCACCAACCGCAGCACCGUGGAGCGCAACGUGCAGCGCAUGGAGCGGCUGCGGAUCGAAACGGACGUAUAAGGUGGGUCCUAGCAGACCUUCGUACACCAGAGCACUUUGGGAUAGGAUGCAACUCACCUGGGUCCUGACACUAAUGGGAUUGGAAGUGAGCUCCCCUUUGUUUUUCGAAGGGGCAGGACUGGAAGGGUGAAGAAAUGGGUGAAUGCCGCUCCAAAACUGAGCCUAAGCGAGCAGCAACCCAGGAUUAAACCCAUCUCCAGACCAGCAUGUGCAACAACCUUAUUUACACCAUCUGGAUGGGAUAUUUUGCUCAGUGUAAGUCUGAAGGUAAUUGGGAUCUUGCAAUAUGGAAGAGAAAGAGACACAUCUCCAGCACACGAUGUAAAGGGACCGCAACAUGAGCAAGACGUCAUGUUGCGUAAUGGAAGCUCCCAUCCCAUAUAACAGAUCCUGCCACGCAACGAAGAAUCCCAGUCUCCAAAACCAAAGGAAGGUGGACAUGAUUGUUUUUCCCAGCUGAAGAUGCCUUUUCCAUCUCCUGUUUCCUGGCUUACAUGUGUCCAGUGGCUCUUUCUCUUUGCGGUAUCGUUGUGCAAGGCUAGCCUGCCUUGCAAACAGUUGCACAACUGCACAUUGCUAAACGGCGCCAACGUGUGUUGCCUUAGGGCCUGUCCCAUAAAGGAAGCUGGCCAAUGUUUUGGGUUAUUUUUUCCUUUCUUACACCAUUUGCAUGCAAAUCAUCCAUUUCAGUACAUUGUCAGUUACGGAGUACGCCUCAAGUUGUGUGUCAUAGCACUGGCAUGUCCCCGUCCCCCCCAGUGCCAUAUCUGUAUCAUAUGAUUAACAUGUUUUUAUUGUUUCUUGGAGACCAAUUGCAUUGCCAUAGCUGAGUGUCUCAUGGGUAGGAACCAGUCUGUGAAUAGCACUAAACCACCCCAAUCCCAUUUUUCAAUAAUUUCUGGCUCGUUCCUCGUCUAUGGACUCCAACGUCAACACUUUGGAGUAAAGGCACACUCUUGUGUAUUGAAUGUGACUCAGUUGGGUUAAUAAAUGAGCAGUGAUUUCACAA
Molecule: messenger RNA, 2527 nt
Organism: Anolis sagrei ordinatus
Lineage: Eukaryota; Metazoa; Chordata; Lepidosauria; Squamata; Anolidae
Source: RefSeq, a predicted model, not a curated record